This is a messenger RNA of Chrysemys picta bellii (western painted turtle), 5534 nucleotides long. Lineage: Eukaryota; Metazoa; Chordata; Testudines; Emydidae. The record is from RefSeq and is a predicted model, not a curated record.
GUCCUGCAAUUGCUGGGGCGGCGCUGCCCGGGGGGAGGCGCGUUUAGGCAGGUGUAGGAGCAUAAACCUCCGAGCCCCGCCCGCAAUCCGAGUGGCUGAGGCGGCCUCAGGCCAGGGGCCCAGCGGGUGGCGAGACGCUUCCUUCUCCAGCGGCCAACACGCGGGGAGGCGAGAGGAAAGACACGUGCUCAGAGUAUCUGUCUGUGCUUAACCCCGGCCCGGACAGCGGGGGCCUGACCUAGGGGAGACCUGGGCGAUGCGGAGACAGCUGGCACCGGGACACGAAGGAAGGCGGUGGCAGAAGGAGCCCCAUAUUGUGCAUCCCGAUUGGUGGACACGGGCCCCGGUCUAUCCUAUCCAGCCGUCGUCUCUCAUCUUAGACCCAGGUCCUGAGCUCUCUUGGGCAGGGCCCUCUUCGGACCUCGCUUAGUGCGAUGGGCCAAGCCGCAAAGUACCAAGCACUGUUGCCAACGCUAUGACUGUACCGUGGAUUUCGCUUUAAAUCCGCAGCUUCUGCAGUUAGGUGGCUGUUAGGUGUGAAUCUCGCUUGUCAUUAAAAAUAAUGAUUUUGUCACGGAGGAGGAGAGCUUGAAAAUGUGAUCCAAGUGAACCCUAACGGCUCAUAACCGAGAUAGCCAACAAACCCCAAAUGUAUUAUUUAAAAAAAUCAUGCUUUUUAAGUUUAUCACGUUAUUUGGGGUCUCUGAUGAUUUUUGAACGCUCAGGUUUGGCAAUACCUGAAACGAAGGAUAUUCUGGGGAAAUCAAAUCCUAAACACCACCUGAAGCUCUGCCCUAGGCAGAUGCUCGAUACAAAUGAAUCUCUGACCCUUGUACUUCAGCAACACUCAUCUAGUUUUGAAUUGAAGUGUGUGUCUUUUGGCUUGUGCAGGGAGGUAGCUAGUCCUGCUCCAUCUGUAUGCGGGGAGGGAGGAGUAGUGGGUUCCCCCAUAAGGGAGCACACAUUAGCCGUGGCUGCAAGGGGGUGUUUAUUUGUGUUGAGACAAUUAGGGGUGGGACAGCAGUUGGGUGUGCCGGGCGGGGCUAUCUUUUCUCUCAGGCAGUGAGUUGGACAGCCCUAGCCUUGGGUGGGAGGAGAGCAAGAUGGCAGCCUCCUUGUGGCUGAGCUGCAGUAGCAAAGGGAUGGUCAAACUACUGGGUGGGAGACUAGUCGCGGGGGCUUGUGCUUCUCUCCGCCUUGGAGGAGGCUGGAGGCUUCUGCACAGGAGCCAUGAGCUGCUGGGUAUUCCUGCAUUUAAAAUACUCAUGCCUGCACUGUCUCCUACAAUGGAGGAAGGAAAUAUUGUGAAAUGGUUAAAAAAGGAAGGUGAAACUGUAAAUGUAGGAGAUGCAUUAUGUGAAAUCGAAACAGACAAAGCAGUGGUAACCAUGGAGUCAAGUGAUGAUGGCAUAUUGGCUAAAAUAAUGAUGGAAGAAGGAAGUAAAAAUGUGCGUCUGGGAACACUAAUUGGUUUGCUGGUAGAAGAAGGACAGGACUGGAAGCAGGUUGAAAUACCAGCUGAUACUGGUGAUCCAUCUUGUCUGGCACCCCCGAUGGCACCGCCUGCAGUUGCACCUACUACCCCUCCAGUAGGCAUUUUAGCUUCAGCCUCUACCAAAAUGGAACAUGGGCUUGGAAAACUACCGAUUCGCUUAAGUCCUGCUGCCCGCUACAUUCUAGAGACACAUGGACUUGACCCAAGCAGUAUUACUCCCACUGGGCCUCGAGGAAUCCUCACUAAAGAGGAUGCACUCAAUCUUCUGCAGCAGAAACAGAAGAGCAAAGCUGCGGAAUCGAGACCUAUCGUUUCUCCAGCCCCUACUCAGCCUACUGUAGUGCCUUUGGCUCCACAAGCAACAACUGUGUCCUCUGUUUAUCCGCGGCCUGCAGUUCCACCAAUUUCUAUACCGGGUCAGCCUGCAGCACAGGGUACAUUCACAGAAGUCCCUGCCAGCAACAUCCGAAGAGUUAUUGCUAAGAGAUUAACAGAAUCUAAAACUACUGUGCCUCAUUCAUAUGCUACUACUGACUGUGACCUUGAUGCUAUCUUGAAACUAAGGAAAGAACUAGCAAAAGAUGAUAUUAAAGUAUCAGUAAAUGACUUUAUUAUCAAAGCAACAGCAGUUACCCUCAAACAAAUGCCAGAUGUGAAUGUGACCUGGGAUGGAGAGGGCCCCAGGCAGCUGCAAUCUAUCGACAUUUCUAUUGCUGUGGCAACAGACCGAGGUCUCAUUACACCAAUCAUAAAAGAUGCUGCUGCCAAGGGAGUGCAGGAAAUUUCUGCCUCUGCAAAGGCUCUCGCAAAGAAAGCAAGAGAUGGAAAACUGUUACCUGAGGAAUACCAAGGAGGAUCUUUUAGCAUUUCCAAUCUGGGCAUGUUUGGUAUCAGUGGCUUCAUUGCCGUCAUAAACCCUCCUCAAGCCUGCAUCCUAGCUGUGGGACGAGCUCGACCAGAACUCAGGAUUGUGGAAGAUGAAGAAGGGAAUGAGAAACUUCUGCAGCAUCAGCUUAUGACAGUGACACUGUCAAGCGACAGUCGGAUGGUGGAUGACAAACUGGCUUCAGUGUUUCUGGAGACCUUGAAAGCAAACUUAGAGAAUCCGAUACGACUUGCCUUAUGUUAAACUGAUCAGGGAUUGGCUCCUGCUUUGGCAAAAUAUGGAACAAGGUUACAAAACUGUUCCCCUCUCCUCCCCCCGCUGCCCCAGAGAAAUAACGAAUACUAAGCAUGAGGGGGAUAAUUAAAAUAUUUAAUUUAUUUGAAUUAACUUGAAAGACUCUUCAGAUCCGGCUUUGUGACCAUUUCCAGCUCUCAAGUUUUAUACUGUAAAACUGAAACACUUUAAAGAAAUAUUAAAAUAGAGUUAAUGCAUUAAAGUUCUUUCACUGCUUAAUAGCAACUGCACCAAAUUUAAACAUAUACGUUACUGUUUAAUUAGAGAGAGAAGUUUAGAAAACUUGGGAAAUUUGCAUGAGAAACGUGAAAUGAAAAAGGGAAUGAUACAAUGCUUUGUUUAAGGACUAAACAACUAGCUUUCACAGUGAGGAAAGCAAACGGCAUGACUGAGCAAGAUGGCCCUAUAAAUCCCAAUCAUCAUUAAGAGAAUCAAACCGGCUAUCGUUUCAAGCAAUAUAUUUUAGUUAUUUAAUAUGUGAAGAGGGUUCCAGCUAAAAUCUUCUGUUAGAGUUGGGUGAUAUAAACUGUGAGAGCUCUGAGAUUUUUGACAAGGAUUUUGCUAGGGGUUCUACUUGACACUAGAUAAGUUACUUUGGUUGGUGACACAUGACCCUAUGUAAGUUACCUUGGUUUGGUUCAUGUCACAAACUCAACCAUUCUUGACCUUCUACUUUACUAUGAGAUUUUCCAGAUGAAUACAACAGAGGGUGGAAAAAUUCUAGUGCACAAAAAACAAAUUACAUAAUGGAUGUAAAUGGAAAAACUCAAAUAAAAUAAAAUAUUAAAUAGCCUAUUAGCAUCUAAAGCUGGAUUUGAAAAUGCACUUAGCAUUAGAUUAAUUAAAAACACAUUUAAAGUGUGUGUGGGUAUGCACUUCAGCAUUUUAAGAUCUCUACUUAAUGUAGUGUCCCACAAAGGAGACAAAUAAAUUUAAUAAAUGUGUCAGUAGGAGUUUUGUCAUUUACUUCAAUAGAGCCAGGAUUUCACCCCAGAUAUUUUUAUCAUUACAAGCUUUAAAUCUGCAAUAAAUUGUGAAAGUGAGACUUUACUUUUUAGCCCAAUACAUUAUUACAGUAGUCAUGAGUUCCAUUAAAUAAUUUAAAUGUUGCCCUGUAUCAAAAUCUAAUUGGUGUGUCCUUGUUUGACUAUCGCAAAUUGCAAUAGUGCUUUUGCAAUUGUUCCAUGGUAUGUUAUCUGAUGGGUAACUGAAAAUUGAAGUAUGUUUUGCAGACUGAAUAUCUUGAUGAUCUUUCUAUCACAGAGUGGUACCAACUUCUUCAUCAGACCUGAGUGGCAAAGGUCAGAUUUUGCAUACUGAACAUUUUGCUCAAUAAAUCCCUUCUUUGAAUGGAAGGAAUGAAUGAAUGUAUCAUUACAAAGUGCAUAUCAUAAGUAGAUGGAUACUGAAUUGUAAUUCAGUUUGAGUAGCCUUUUAUUUGGAAUCCCUAUUAUGAUAGUUUACUGUAUAUAUCAUAUGGAAACAAUGGGAAUUUCCAAUGAAAUAAUUCCAAUGAGGGGAUCUGAUGACAACAUAAGCCACUAGUGCCCCAUUCAAGUCCUGGAGUCUGUCACCAUUAGAGCCACCAUAUUUGGUUGUAUGUAAUUCACUGCACCAAUUUGUUCUUUAAGAUCCAAACUUCUUAAGUAUUUAUUUACUCACCAAGUUGUUGCAAUAGUAAGUGUAUAUCUAAAACUAAUGUCAAUGUUCAGGUUGGAGUUUUCACAAAACUAGCUUGCUUCUUUAACUGAUGUGCGUGAAUGAUACGACAUGAGAAAUUCAUAAGCUAUCAAGCUGACACUGUAUUUCUGAUUACUUACAUAGGGUUUACUAUGCUAUUAUUCAUAUACCCUUUUUGUAUUGGCAGAUUUUGUUAUUGAUAACUGAGAUUUUCAAACUUGUAUGCUUUUUAGGUUCUUAAUUUUUAGACACCUAGACAUAUAUGGUCUGAUUUUUUUUCAGAGGUGUUGAGCAGCCCCAGGUCCCAUUGAAGACAAAACAUCUACAUAUAUAUAUAGUGCCAUUGGUAAUAAUGAAAUUGAAUAGGUUCUAAUGUGUUUGGAUAGCUAAAUCUAGUCUGCCUAGUAAAAUUCCCCUUAUGAUUUUAAAUCUGGUAUCUAUUCUUCAUUUCCUGUCCUAAAGGGAAAGUGGGGUUCAUGUGUACUCGUCAACAGUUAUAUGUUCCACCCCACAGGAGGCCACAGUUCAGUGGUGGGCAAAGUGAUUCCUACUUAAAAUUCAUACAGUCAGCAUAGUUUGCAAAUUGCUUUGGGAGCUACUGGAAGGUGCUGUUGUAUAUGAACAUAUAAUCAUAAUGUUGACAGCACAUGGGGAACAUUAUAUAACAAAUUCCUCUAUGCUGCUUGUACAAACAGAUGCAGUGCAAUUUUUUUCAUGGUAGCGUGAGAUUUUUUUUUUAAACUGCGCUUCUAUCAUAGCCAUGCAGAUUAACUUCAGCGUGUGACCUGUAGCUAACCCCUUCACAGCAUGCAGAAUGGUUACUUGUAAGCAUCCCAACAUUGUCACUGGAUUGAAAUAUAGUUGGUGACGCAUGAUGUGUGCUGCCCAUCCGACUGAAGAAAGUCUGAACAAGUGAAAAUGUCUUGUGGUUUCAACCUAGUCCUAAGGAGAUGUGUGUCCAUAUUACAGAGUAACCACAACAUUUGGCACAGCAAAUGACUUCUACAAGAGAAAUGGAACAGCAAAAUUGGUGCUGAUUAGGAUUAAAAUAUACAGAAAAUAUUUCAUUCUGGAAAACUUGGAUUUAAAAGUAUUGUGGAUAAGAUGUUUCAGAAGUGUCUUAAUGGUUAAAUAUGAAACAGUUUUACUUUAAAUAAAAAGCUUCAAAAGUAUCAAAUA